This is a messenger RNA of Eurypyga helias (sunbittern), 717 nucleotides long. Its product is annotated as oxysterol-binding protein-related protein 8-like. The record is from RefSeq and is a predicted model, not a curated record. The annotation marks the transcript as partial. The transcript is spliced from 4 exons. NCBI's taxonomy places the organism in Eukaryota, Metazoa, Chordata, Aves, Eurypygiformes, Eurypygidae.
UACCAGACCAUGGGACCCUUUGAAUGAUAUGAUCCAGUUUGAAAAAGAUGGCACCAUCCAAACAAAAGUUCGACACCGGACACCAAUGGUUAGCGUUCCAAAAAUCAAACGAAAGCCAGCCAGUCAGAAGAAAGGAGAGUGUGGUUUCUCAUCCCCGGAGCCUGAUAACCAGGAUUCCUCUGGGAGUGAAGCGCAACUCCUGAAGCAUAAUACAAGAAUAAGGAAAAAAGGGGCCGACCUUGGUGAACUGCAGAGUGCCAUUGAAUCUAUAAAGGAAACGCAAGAAGACAUUAAGAGAGACAUUAUGGCCCUGCGAAACAGAGUCACUUCUAAUCCACCACCUGUGGACUACCACUUCUUGCAGUUUAAGCACUAUGUCUUCAUUUUACUCAUGGUUCUGCUGCAGCUUAUCAUUAAUUUCUUGUUCAAAUAGGAAGUGCGAAUAAGGGCCUUUCUGAGCUGGAAUGAUCGAACUCUUACUGGGGACCGUAUUAUAGGCUGGACUGUAAACGAUGCAAUAUUAUCUAAAAGAGCCCUGUAGCAACAACUUACAGAACUUUGCCUCAGCAUCCGUGGUUCAGAAUCAUACUCCCCUCUACCCAGUUGAAGUAAGAAUUGUGUAAGUGCCAGUACACUCUUGCUCCUGGUGUGUGCCUCUGUCUCGCAGACAUCAGCCUUGUGUUUUAUAUUACGUCAUAUGCUGUAUGAUGAAUCUUC